Messenger RNA from Lachancea sp. 'fantastica', 1623 nucleotides. The record is from the annotation of a GenBank genome assembly. NCBI's taxonomy places the organism in Eukaryota, Fungi, Ascomycota, Saccharomycetes, Saccharomycetales, Saccharomycetaceae.
AUGACGUCCAGUAAAUUGAGAGCGACUCCGAUCCCAAUCACAAUGCUUUCGGGAUUUCUGGGAUCCGGCAAGACAACGCUGCUGCAGAAAAUUUUGACCGCAGACCACGGACUCAAAGUCGCUGUCAUCAUCAAUGACAUGUCCGAGAUCAACAUCGACUCUGCUUUGAUCCAAAAUAACCGGAUAUGCCAGAAAGAGGAAAAACUGAUCCAGUUGCAAAAUGGGUGUAUCUGCUGUACUCUGCGCGGCGACUUGCUUGAAGAGCUUGUGCGUGUGUGCGAAAUGGGGGACAUCAACUAUAUUAUAAUCGAAUCGACCGGAAUCGCAGAACCCAUGCAAGUUGCAGAGACGUUCGCCCAGGAAUUUUCAGAUAUUUUACUCAACAUGCCUGGCGGCAUUGCAGAGGAAGAAGAGGCCAUUUUGAAAAAAGUUUCUUCGAUGGGGGGACUGCAGGCGCUAGCCAAGAUAGACACCUGUGUCACUGUCGUUGAUGCCCUUAACUUCCUGUCCAACAUUAACACCACGCAAUUUUUGGCCGAUCGUUGGGGCGAUUCUGGUCAAGGUGAGUCCGAACGUACCAUCACCGACCUUAUGGUGGACCAGAUCGAAUUCAGCAACCUCGUCAUCCUCAACAAGAAAAGCUUGGUGGGCAAAAAGAAGCUGCAAAAGAUCAAGAAAAUGAUCCACGUUUUGAACCCGCUUUGUAAAAUCGUCACCACAGACUAUUGUGAUAUCCCAAUCAAGUCUGUGCUCAACACCGGUCUCUACGAUUUCGAAAAAGCAUCUACUGCGGCCGGAUGGUUGCAGAGCAUCAACGAAAUGACCGUUGUAGAGGGUUUUGGCGAGAAAAAGAGGAAGAUCCUAUCUCCCAAACCGGAGACUGAGGAGUACAACGUAAACAACUUUGUUUACCGCCAACGAAGACCAUUCCAUCCACAAAGACUGUACGAGGCUUUGAAGAACAAAUUCAUGGUGAUUGAACACGCCGGUGUAGAAGGGUUUCCAGGAGACGGCGAAUAUGACGAUGAGGAUGGAGAAGAAGGUGAGGAAGAUGAGGACGAGGGAGUUGAAGAUGAGGAGGAUGAGGAAGAUGAGGAAGAUGAGGAAGAUGAGGAAGAUGAGGAAGACGGGGAAGAACUCAGUGAAGCACAAAUCAAUGCCAACAGAGCCCAUUCCCCAUUUGGACCCGUUUUACGCUCUAAGGGAUUUAUUUGGCUUGCAACCCGUUUCAUUGUCCGAGGUGAAUGGUCUAGUGCGGGUCCUGUGCUCACAGUGAAGGGUGGACUUCCUUGGUUCGAUUUUUCUGGUUUCGAGGACGUCCCAUUAGAGGCUCUCGAGCUCAUUAAGAAAGAUUUCGAAGAACCCUACGGGGAUCGCCGUAAUGAGUUGGUCUUCAUUGGUAUUGGUCUUGACGUGAAAGCCAUCACUAGAGAAUUGGAUUCUUGUCUGCUCGACGACAAAGAGUUCAAACUGUACGAAAAGAUCACAAAAGGAGGAAACGCUCUACAGGUCGACGAAGAAUCUGUUAAAAUCUGGGACGAUGGUUUCGAGGAUUGGAUGACAUUUGCAGAUGUUGACGAUGAGGAGGAGGAAAAAGCGGAAAAUGGUCAACAGAAAACAUAG